Molecule: messenger RNA, 1743 nt
Organism: Monodelphis domestica (gray short-tailed opossum)
Lineage: Eukaryota; Metazoa; Chordata; Mammalia; Didelphimorphia; Didelphidae
Gene: RAD51AP1
Product: RAD51 associated protein 1
Biological process (GO): double-strand break repair via homologous recombination; interstrand cross-link repair
Molecular function (GO): single-stranded DNA binding; double-stranded DNA binding
Source: RefSeq, a predicted model, not a curated record
AACUGGGGCUCAACUUCCAGGUUUCGAGUUCCGGGGUAGGUGGGGCUCCUAGGCUCUUGAUCUUUGGCGGGAAUCGUUACUGCGGCAAAGUUGACACUGGCUUCUGGAGUCUCUAGAGGUCCAGACUCCCUGACCGACCUCGGCAGCUUCGACCAUGCCAAGGCCGGUGCGGAAUAAGAAACCAGUCAAUUAUUCACAGUCUUUGGACUCUGACAUUGAGGACGAUGAUGAUUUUGUCCCGUGGACUACAACUUCAAACAAAAAAUCAAAAAUAUCAAAAGAAACAAAACAGGAAAAAGAAGAGAAAUCAAAAACAAAAAAUAGACAUAAAGAAGAGUCUCCACUCCAAGUGAAAACACCUAAUAAAAGGAUGGCUUUGGAUGACAAGCUCUAUAAGAGAGAUUUAGAAGUUGCACUAGCAUUAUCAGUGAAGGAACCUUCUAUAGCCACUACUGAGAUCCAGAAAUCUCCAGAUAUUGAAAAAUGCGAUAGUGCUGAAUCUGAAAAAAUGAGUAUUUCUUCUCACCGCUCUAAUUGCAGCAUAGAUGGUGUUAGCUUCGAUUUAAAUAAGAUUACUGAAGAAGGUGAUUCUCCUGCUGAUCAUAGGCAAAGAAAAGCUGCAUCCAAAGCGAUGACACAACAGAAGAAGUUACUUAGAGAAAAUAGUGAAGAAGACAAUGUUACUGACUCUGAACCAGACCUUACAUCAAAUUUAAAUAAGAUUAUUGAGGAAGAUGAUUCUCAUGCUGGUCAUAGGCAAAGAAAAGCUGCAUCCAAAGCUAUGAUACAACAGAGAAAGUUACUUAGAGAAAAUAGUGAAGGAGACAAUGUUACUGACUCUGAACCAGACUUUACAGCAAGUGAAAGCAAUUCUAAUUUCAGUGAAAGUGAAGGUGAUGAUGAGUUUACUACAAGGAAAAAUAAAACCAAAGAAAAUAAAAAAAGUGCUAAGAUCAGAGCCCCAGUGGAAAAGAAAAAGAAAGCUUCUAAGACUUCUCAUAGUUUGGUAGUUCCAGUGGUUUCUGAUCUAGCACCUGUUGUAUCAAAACCAGCACCAAAAGAAACUUGUCCGUCUUCAAAACUUGUUCGGAAGCCAUUACAAUCACUUAGUCCCUUAACCGAAUGUAAGAGACCCAGAUGGGUCCCACCAGCUUCAUCAGGAGGCAGCAGCAACCCACUUGGAGGAGUUUCUGUCAGGUCUCCGAGUCAUAGUCUCCGACUUGGCCUGUCCAGAUUUGCAAGAGUUAAACCUUUGCACCCAACUGCCAGUAGUACCUGAAAAUGAUUAAUAAAAAAUAAAUUCUAGUUUUGAAAGAAUGUUCUUAUUUGAAAAGGCUAAUGAUUGUCUAAUAUAAUUCUUUUAAGUUUGAUGCAGAAAAUCUUGAAUCCUAAAAACUUAAGGAUGUUGCCAUUCUAUUCAAGAUUCUGAAGAAGAGUUUGUAAAGAAUACAUAUUCUGUUAUCUAACUUGGAAUAACAAGUGAAGUGAUGGCGGUUUUGGAAGUAUAAAAUAUAUGAUAUGAUGUAGGGAUAGUUGUAUACUUUUAGCCAACUAUGGCUUAAUCUAAUUUAUAUCAACCUAAUUUUGUAGGGUUUAUUUAGAAAACGAAAAUUGGUAUUACACUCUCCUCUUCAUGUAAUACUCAUCUUGUAAAAGCUAACUCAACUAAAUCAUAUGUUUUAUUGUAAGGAUGUUUCAUAUGUUAAUAAGUAAAGUAUUUUUAUAAUAAAAAUGUUUAACUCA